This is a messenger RNA of Trifolium pratense (red clover), 2865 nucleotides long. Its product is annotated as YTH domain-containing protein ECT4-like. The transcript is spliced from 9 exons. Lineage: Eukaryota; Viridiplantae; Streptophyta; Magnoliopsida; Fabales; Fabaceae. The coding region runs from base 514 to 2298 and encodes 594 amino acids. Gene Ontology annotation, biological process: mRNA destabilization. Gene Ontology annotation, cellular component: cytoplasm. Gene Ontology annotation, molecular function: mRNA binding. The record is from RefSeq and is a predicted model, not a curated record.
AGACCGUCCCUUUUUCCUAUUUUAUAACAAAAAGAUACCAUUUUUCCUUUCUUCUUCUUCUUCUCUCCCAUUCAUUCAUCAGCAUCUCUUUAUAUAGACUCUCUGUUCAAAACAAAACAAUAUCUUCAAAAAACCAAAAACAAGAUUAUCUUUUUAAGGAUAUCCUCACCGUGUUUCUCGCCCUUAUUAUUUGUUUUUUCUUCAUUUUUACACCAAAUUCCAUUUUUUUAGUGAUUUUUUUCUUCGCAACCCACAAUUCUAGUGACAAAAAUAAUUCAUACCCAGAUUUUCUUUUUCUUAAAUAUCUUCUGGGGUUUAUUGUUUUUUCUUUUUUGUUUUUUUAAACCUUUCAAAAUUUCAUUUUUUCACCUUCUCAGUUGAAGAGACAAAAAAAAAAAACUUAAUUUAUAGUUUUAAUUUUUUUUUUAACCUUUGGGUUUCUUAGUUAAGGGGUUUUAAGAUUUUUUGUUGAAGUUGUAUUCUGAGAGCCUUUGGAUUAUAGGUGUUACUUCUAUGGCUGAUGAAUCGAAAAAAGCUGCAGAUGAAAUGAAUAAGAAGAAGCUUCAUGGUGAUUCUUCAACUGCUGAGAAUAACAAUUCCAACAUGGUUCCUUCAAAGGGUGGUGGAAGUUCACCACCAUCUGAAGCAAGAUCAUGUGUAUCAUCAUUAGGAGAUGCUUCUGGAAGUUUCAAAGAAGGGGAUGUGGAUCAUGAAUACCAAUUCACAGAUCAGAAUGUUCCUUAUGCUGCUGGUAGUUAUUAUGGAUACUACUAUCCAGGUUAUGGUGGUUUCUAUGGAGAGCCAGAAAAUCAAGGAUAUUAUGUUGGUGCUGCUGAUGCUGUGGAUUUUCAGUAUCCUGUCAUGCAAGCAGAUAAUGGAUCUUAUGUCUAUCUCAUGCCAGGAUAUCAGACUGGCUACUCUUCAUACAUUCCUGUGAAUACACCUGGCGUCGAUGGCCAGUAUCAAUUCUACCCUCCCGGUUCCGUCUAUCAACAACCAAUUGGAUCCCCCGGCUAUUUUCCAGCUUCUUUACCUUAUGCUGAGUUAUUUCCAUCAACAUACUCAUGGGAUUCAUCUCUAACAACACAAGAUGUAUCACAUGGGAAUCGUUACAAUGAAUUCGCUGGUAAACCAAGCAGUAGAUCUAAUUUUUCUUCCCAGACUCAUACCGGUAGUGGUGUGACGUCAAAGUCUGUGCCCUCAUCUACUGUGAGCAACUCAUCAGAUGCGAAGGGUUCCUCACCAUUAUUAGAUGUCUCAUCAAUUCAUGUUAAGCGUAAUCAGCCAAAACAAGCAAACAAGGCAUCCAUAUCUGGUCCAGUUCUCCAUUCAGAUACAAUGGCAAAAGGUUCUUUGCCUGUCGCAAAGUUUUCUGCAUACAAUCAAGCAAAGAGUGGAUUUCCCCAUCAAAACAACUUGCAUUAUGCAAAAGCAAAUACAAAGGGAUGGGUUAGUACUGAAAAGCUGAAACUGAGAAGCAAGGUUAAUGAUCCGCUUAAUGAGCAGAAUCAUGGUCCUAGAACAGCUAAUGUGAAAGGUGAAGUAAAUUCUGGAGCUAAUUCUGCACGAACGGUGGCGGUCGAUAAGAGUGGAAAUGGUGACAGCAAAGUCAGGACAGAUCAGUAUAACCUUCCUGAUUUUCCAACCACAUAUGAUCAUGCACUUUUCUUUGUCAUCAAAUCGUACAGCGAAGACGAUGUCCACAAGAGCAUCAAGUACAAUGUAUGGGCCAGUACUCCUAAUGGGAAUAAGAGGCUUGACAAUGCGUUUCAGGAUGCACAAAAUCGAAUGGAAUCGAAUGGAAGCAAGUGCCCUGUAUUUCUUUUCUUCUCGGUCAAUGCUAGCGGUCAAUUUUGUGGAGUAGCCGAGAUGAUCGGCCGAGUGGAUUUCAACAAGAGUAUGGAUUUCUGGCAGCAAGAUAAAUGGAACGGAUAUUUCCCUGUCAAAUGGCACAUUAUAAAGGACAUUCCAAAUCCUCAGCUACGGCAUAUUAUACUCGAGAAUAAUGAUCACAAGCCUGUAACAAACAGUAGAGACACACAAGAGGUACAUUUUCCGCAAGGUAUUGAAAUGCUGAACAUUUUCAAGAACUAUGUAUCAAAAACAUCGAUACUGGAGGAUUUUGAUUUUUACGAAGGCCGUCAAAAAGUCAUGCAGGAGAAGAAAAUAAGACAACCUAUGAUGCAUCAUACCAAUACACAGCAUAUAGAUGACUUAACAAGUGCACUUGGAUCAGUAGACAUAUCAACUGUAAAGAACAUGGAGGACCCUAAAUUGGCUGAGAAAGUGAAUGACUGAAGAGAAUGAAAUCCUAUGCUAUUCGUGUGGACCUCACCAUAUCAUCAUGCAUGCUGGUGCUAUUCCUGAGCUAUGAAGUAAGAGAUCAUGAAUUUCAAGUCUGAAGUUCCAAAAAAAAAAAAAAAAUCUUGCUGAUGCUUUAAAAGGAAGAAAAAUAAUCUCAUGAGAAAAUGAUAGUUGGUUUCAAAAUUUUACAAAAAAUACAAAGAUGAAGUUUUAAUGUUGGAAGGACAAGGUUAUUGCUGUUACAAGGAAACAUUUAGUUUUUAAUUUUGUUUUGUUUUGUUUCUUUCUUUUUUUAGGGCACAUAAAAGGUUUAGUUUGGUUCCUUGUUCUUGCUAUUUUCUUUUCUUUACUUUUUUAUUUUAAAUUUUCCUUGUAGUUUUAGAAUUUAAGAGUAUAACAAAUGCCUUGAUUAGGACAGGUUGCCAGUAAUAUGUUGAAAAUGAUAGGUUGUCCAAUGGAUGAUAGAGAAAUUAUUGGAAUUGGAAAGUUUCUAACCAAUCAUAAUUUGAGGCAUAUGUUAUUUGUGGCAUUAAAGACUGUAUUAUUAUUAUAUGAUGAAAA